AAAUUAAUUAAUAAUUAAAAAAAUAAAAUAAAUAAAAAAAUAAAGUUUAAAAAUUUAAAAUAAAUCCAACCAUAAAUUUAACACUCUAAAAAGAUUUGUAUUAUCAUGUCUUCUUUACUUCUAUCUUCUUGCUCUUCUUCUUCAUCAUCAUCAUCAUCAUCAUCAUCAUCAUCAUCAUCAUCAUCUUGCAAGGCUCCUUAAUCGAAGAAAAAGGGUAUUCUUGAUAUAUAAUAUAUUAUGAAUGCUUCUAAAGGUAGAGAUGAAUGGGAAUCUAUUGAAUAAAAUAUUAAUGACUGGCUCGAUGAGUAAAACAUAUGCAUUGUAGACCCCUUCUAAAAAUAAUAAUAAUAUUAUCAAUCUUAAAAGCUAUUUGCUUUUGAAGAAAUUUAAAGGGAAGAUAGUAUGAGCUCUAGUAGCAGCAGCAAUAGCUCAUCCUAAGUUCUUUCUCCUUUAUAAAACGGAAACAAUCUUAAAGAAUUCUCUCUUGAAAUAAGAUCAAAUUUAAUCCUUGAAAGAAGAGGCAAAUUCAAUUUUAGCAAUUUCUUUUGA
Tetrahymena thermophila SB210 is the source of this 549-nucleotide messenger RNA. RefSeq lists its product as hypothetical. The transcript has a single exon. The record is from RefSeq and is a predicted model, not a curated record. Lineage: Eukaryota; Ciliophora; Oligohymenophorea; Hymenostomatida; Tetrahymenidae.